GUCAGUUUCCGGGAGACGUACCUCUUGAUCCGGUCCCAACUGCACUGAGGCUGUGUGGUAACUGUGGCUUUCCUAAUGCAAGCUGGGAGCACAAGGCCAACAGUUAUCAGCUUGGUCGGCAAGGAGAUAGUAAACAAAAGGGCGAGGUAGUCAACAAGCUAGAAGACUCGAAGCGUUUUCGAGACGAGGCAAAGUGCGGGAGGCGGAACUGGACAGCGCGUGGUACUGAUCUGCCCUCACACUGCUGCGUGUGUUGUGUUCGCAGGUGAAAGCGAUGACGGCGCCUCAUUGCGGCUACUCCUUGCUCCUCAGGGAUUUAGCCAAGGCGACUACUCGGAGAGGCUGCAGAUGGCAGCUGCAGCGGGACAUGGCAUCUGCCGCGACCACAGGCGUCCCCGACAGCGCUGACGUCGUCGUAAUAGGGGGAGGCAGCGCGGGUUGCAACGCCCUGUACCAGCUGGCGCGGCGCGGCGUCAAGGCAGUGCUGCUGGAGCGCUCCAAGCUGACCGCCGGCACCACGUGGCACACCUCGGGGCUCGUGUGGCGACUGCGGCCCAACGACGUGGAGAUACAGCUGCUGGCGACCACGCGCAGCCUGCUCGUGGCGCUGCAGGGCGAGACGGGCAUGGACCCCGGCUGGAUCAACAACGGCGGCCUCUACAUCGCCAACAACGCCGAGCGGCUGAAGGAGUACCAGAGGCUGGUGACCGCCGGCCACAGCUUCGGCAUCGAGUCCUCGAUCCUCGGGCCCGAAGAGGUGAAGGCCAGGUUCCCGCUCAUCGACUGCGACGUGAUCUGCGGGGGUUUGUACAGCCCGGGCGACGGGGUGCUGGACUCCAACAUGCUGUGCACCGCGCUCACCAGGUCCGCCACCAGGGCCGGCUGCCAGGUGAUAGAAAACUGCCCUGUGGAGAAUAUUCUUACCGGAAAAAAUGGCUUCGGUUCAAAGCAGGUUACAGGAGUUUCGACACCGUACGGAGUCAUCAAAACCAAGUGUGUCUUAAACUGCGCCGGCGUGUGGUCGCGGGAGCUGGUGGCGCUGGCGGGACUGCACCUGCCUCUGGUGCCCAUGAAGCACGCCUACGUGGUCACCGAGACCAUCCCCGGCGUGAAGGGACUGCCCAACAUCCGCGACCACGACGGCUCCGUGUACUUCCGCGUGCAGGGCGAGGCGCUGCACAUGGGCGGCUACGAGAACAACCCCAUCAUCCUGGACAAGGUGUCGUCCAGCUUCGAGUUCGACCUGUACGACCUGGACUGGGCCGUGUUCGCCACGCACAUGCGCGAGGCCAUCAAGCUCAUGCCCGUGUUCGAGACGGCGGGCAUCAAGAGCACCGUGUGCGGCCCAGAGAGCUUCACUCCCGACCACAAGCCAAUCAUGGGCGAGGACCCCAGGCUGCUCGGGCUGUACCACAGCUGCGGCUACAACUCGGCCGGCAUGAUGCUGGGCGGCGGCUGCGGGGAGCAGAUCGCCCAGUGGAUCGUGCACGGCCGUCCUGACCUGCACAUGUUCAACUACGAUAUACGGCGCUUCAUGCCAGAACAGACCAGAGACAAGGCUUGGGUCACUGAGAGGUCGCAUGAAAGUUACGCUAAAAACUACAGCAUAGUCUUCCCACAUGACGAGCCACUCGCCGGCCGAAAUAAAAGGAAAGAUCCAUUCCAUGAGGAGCUGCUGGCGAGAGGGUGCUUUUUCGAGGAGCGGCAGGGCUGGGAGCGACCCGGCUGGUUCACCACAGGAGGCCCCGCCCCCGUGCCCCCCUACGACUGGUACGGGGCCUACGGCACUCCCCACAACAACGGCUCCAGCUACGUGCGACACCUCACUGCAGACUACACCUUCGGCUUCCCACAGAACCAUUCCAUCAUCGGAGAGGAGUGCUUGGCGUGCCGAGAGCAAGUGGCGCUGUUCGACAUGUCGUACUUCUGCAAGCUGUACCUGAGCGGGCCGGAGGCCCAGCAGGCUGCUGAUUGGCUGUUCACCGCCAACACUCGCCGUCCGUUCGGCAGGACCGUCUACACCUGCAUCUUGAACUCGAGGGCGGGGGUCGAAGGAGACGUCACGGUCAGCGUGAUCAAGACUGGGAAUGGAGGCUUAGUAGAUCCUAUUUUCAAGGGUCGAGGCUUCUACAUCGUCGCCGGCGGUGCGUCCGCCGCGCACACCUGGGCACACAUUCACAGUGUGCUCUCCCACAAGGACUUCAAUGUCAACCUGACCGACCUGACGGACAAGAUGGGGAUCCUCUCCUUGCAAGGACCGAACAGUCGCGCCCUCCUGCAGAGCCUCACGAACACCGACCUGGGCGACGGCAGCUUCCCGUACGGCAGCACGCGGCUGCUGGAGGUGGCGGGCCGCCUGUGCCGCGCGCUGCGGGUCAGCUUCGUGGGGGAGCUGGGCUGGGAGUUGCACGUGCCGCUUGACGCCUGCGCGGCCGUGUACUCGGCCGUGGUGCAGGAGGGCAGCAGGCACGGGCUCCGCCACGCCGGCUUCAGGGCGCUCUACUCGCUCAGCAACGAGGCAGGAACGCACCUGUGGCACGCGGACCUGCGCUCCGACGACAACCCCCUGGAGGCGAGCCUGCAGUUCACGUGCCGCGCCGACGGGGACUACCUGGGGCGGCGGGCGCUGGACGCCGCGAGGCGGCAGGGCGUCAAGAAGAGGCUCGCCUACCUGCAGCUGCGCGAGCAGGUGCCUGUGUGGGGGCUGGAGACGAUACGGAGGGAUGGUGAAGUGGUGGGCCACCUGAGGAGGGGGGAGUAUGCCUACAGCCUCGGAGCCAGUCUGGGCCGGGGGUACAUCCGCCAUCCGGAAGGUCGCACCGUGUCGGACGACUUCCUCCAGAAUGGUCGAUAUGAAGUGGAAAUCAUGGGAAAGAAUUACGAUGCCACAUUGCUCCUUAACACUUCUUUUGAUCCUCAGAAGAAGCGAAUACGCGGUAUUUAUGAUGAACCGUUGCCCGUGAGGAAAUAGUACCAUGCAGGACUAUAUUAAGUUUAAAGUGUUAUAUGUAAAUAUUUUGUACCUUUAAAAAUGUCUGUGAUAGUGUUAACUGAAAUAAAUAAUUUUUUGUAAAGAACUGUAAAUAAAUAACGCACAGUCACGGA
Messenger RNA from Bacillus rossius redtenbacheri, 3105 nucleotides. RefSeq names its product sarcosine dehydrogenase, mitochondrial (gene Sardh). The record is from RefSeq and is a predicted model, not a curated record. Lineage: Eukaryota; Metazoa; Arthropoda; Insecta; Phasmatodea; Bacillidae. The transcript has 17 exons. Gene Ontology annotation, molecular function: sarcosine dehydrogenase activity; protein binding. Gene Ontology annotation, cellular component: cytoplasm; mitochondrion; mitochondrial matrix. Bases 275 to 2971 code for a protein of 898 amino acids.